AUGCCUCAUUUGAUUUUUUUUGGCCUGAGAAGGACAGAUUUUUGGUGUGCUUGGACCUUUGUAGCUUGUUUUUUUGUGCUUUGGUUUCUGUCAAAGCCUGCCAGGACCGGAGAGUAUCAGAAGCAAGGUGAAGCAGUUGGUGAGGGCACCUAUGGCACCGUUUGGAAGGGCAUCAGAUGCCUGGACAAUGCAGAAGUUGCCAUGAAGAAGGUGAUCCUCCGGCAUCAAAAAGAGGGAUUCCCAUCGACGGCGAUCCGUGAAAUCCGUGCUCUCCGAGCAUUGCAGAAUCAUCCGAAUGUGGUAAAGCUGCAUGAUGUCUAUACAGAGAUGCCUGGCACCAAUGGUGUUGGCGAUGCUUAUUUGAUUUUCGAGUAUGUACAGCAUGAUCUCACAGGCUUCAUGACCUAUCGCAAGAAGCUGAAGCUGCCAGAGGUCAAGUGCCUGGCCCGGCAACUGCUGGAUGGCCUUGACUACUGCCAUCUCCACAACUUCAUGCACCGGGACCUGAAGCCUUCCAACAUCUUGUUGACGGGGAAAGGCGACCUGAAGCUUUGUGAUUUUGGCCUCUCUCGGAGCUUUCCGGACAAAAGCAUGGGCCAAUAUUCCACGCGGGUGAUCACCCUCUGGUACAGACCGCCUGAGCUCCUUCUUGGAACGGCCAAGUAUAACUUUUCUGUGGACAUCUGGAGUGCUGGCUGCAUCAUCGGCGAGAUGAUGAACUCGACUCCCCUCUUUCCAGAUGCCUCAGAAAUCCAGGUCUUGCGAAAGAUCCGGAACCGCUGUUGUGUCUUCAACCAGGAAGAUUGGCCAGAGAACAUUCGCAAACUGCCCUACUGGGAGAAAUAUUGGCAGCAAAUCAAUCGGCCACCGGGACCAGGGGAGAAAGAUCUCUUUGCCGACCUCACCGUCAAGCACGGUCGAGAAGCGGUGGAAUUGCUGAAGGAUUGCUUGAGCUUAGAUCCUGCGAAGCGACCCGACACAGCUGGAUUGUUGACCAGCCACUGGUUCGAAGCGGACCCGCUUCCUUGUUUGCCCAGCGAGAUGAAGAUGCCUCCAGAGGGAUCAGGUAUGAAGGAGUUGGGCGUCAGAAAGAGACAAGUUCAACGAGAGGAGGCCAAAGAGGAUGAAGACAAAGUUGCUCGGGAUGGAAAGCCCCGGGCGUCGCAUGCGCAGCAAGCCGAAAGGCCAAAGAGAACUGCUCCUGAUGAAGGUCGGGAAGGUCCGGAGCCUUCACCCAAGCGGCCGCGGCCCCCUUGA
This is a messenger RNA of Cladocopium goreaui, 1257 nucleotides long. The record is from the annotation of a GenBank genome assembly. NCBI's taxonomy places the organism in Eukaryota, Dinophyceae, Suessiales, Symbiodiniaceae.